Fusarium oxysporum Fo47 is the source of this 1018-nucleotide messenger RNA. RefSeq names its product transcriptional regulator PAI 2-type. The transcript has a single exon. Bases 175 to 936 code for a protein of 253 amino acids. The record is from RefSeq and is a predicted model, not a curated record. NCBI's taxonomy places the organism in Eukaryota, Fungi, Ascomycota, Sordariomycetes, Hypocreales, Nectriaceae.
AGGCAUAUUAACAACUUCACUUAGUCAAAACGGCAACUGUUCAUGGGUCCGGCUUCAUCAGGGCCAUAGCCCAUGACUCAAAGGGACAAUGCAAGUACUUAUAGGCUUUCCUUCAUCACGAAGCUCCAACUAUGAUUAGCAUACCUAAUUGCCUCUCCUUCCAAGUCCCUCAUCAUGAUCCUUUCGUCAGCCCAUGUCGAGACGCGUAUUCCUGCCUUGCGACAGCUGAUCCGCGAUAACGCAUUGGGUGUCCUCACCACCGCUAUCCCCUCAGACAAGCACCCGCACAUCCAAGUCAGCCACAUCCCUUUCAUCCUGGAUGUCCAAGACGAAGGGAGCGACACUGAGCUCGGGGUUCUAAGGGGCCAUAUUGCCAGGCAGAACCCCCAAAGCCAGGCUAUGAUCGAGACGUUAGAAAACAGCGGAUCUAACGUCCUAGAUCAGGAGGUCCUUGUCUUGUUCACGGCAACGUCUCAUCACUAUGUCACGCCAAAGUUCUACACGGAAACAAAGCCUACUACUGCCAAAGUAGUACCCACGUGGAACUACGCUGCCGUCCAGGCCUAUGGCCGAGCCACGGUCCACUACGAUAGCAAAUCUGAAACCUCGUCCAAAUUCCUACAGAAGCAGCUCGAGGACCUCUCUGAGCAAACAGAGACGUCCAUUAUGAACUAUACCGGAAAGGGGGAUCGACCAGGGCCAUGGAAGGCUUCAGAUGCACCGGAACGCUACAUUGAGAUGAUGAAGAAGAAUAUCAUUGGCAUUGAGAUUUCUAUUCAUCGGCUCGAGGGCAAGUUCAAAAUGAGUCAGGAAAUGCGAAAAGGCGAUCGAGACGGUGUGAUACAGGGUUUCGGGAGUAUGGAAUCGGAUGCCUGUCAAGUCAUUGCUACUAUGGUCCAGGAACGCAGUGAUCUCAAGGAAGCACAAAACAAGUAGGAAGAGACACAGUGGCGGUCCGAUGCAGGGAACUAAAACCUUAAACAGUUUUAGGAAGCUAGACUAUAAAAAUUCAACUUGG